Messenger RNA from Ogataea angusta, 1830 nucleotides. RefSeq lists its product as uncharacterized. The coding region runs from base 1 to 1830 and encodes 609 amino acids. Gene Ontology annotation, molecular function: ATP binding; glycerone kinase activity. Gene Ontology annotation, cellular component: cytosol. Gene Ontology annotation, biological process: glycerol catabolic process. NCBI's taxonomy places the organism in Eukaryota, Fungi, Ascomycota, Pichiomycetes, Pichiales, Pichiaceae. The record is from RefSeq and is a predicted model, not a curated record. The transcript has a single exon.
AUGUCGAGCAAACACUGGAAUUACAAGCAGGAUCUGGUCCAUGCGCACCUCAAGGGCCUGUGUCAUGGCAACCCGGACCUCCAGUUCAUCGAGUCCGAGCGUGUGGUGAUCAACAAGCACUCCAAGCCAGACAAGGUGAUGAUCCUGUCUGGCGGCGGCUCUGGCCACGAGCCAUUGCACGCUGGCUUUGUUGGCGACGGCUGUUUGGACGUUGGCGUUGCUGGUUUCGUUUUCGCCUCGCCCUCUACUAAGCAGAUUGUCUCAGGUCUGAAGGCAAAGCCCUCAAACAAAGGUACCCUAAUUGUGGUGAAAAAUUACACUGGCGACAUUUUGCACUUUGGGCUUGCUGCCGAGCGGGCCAAGGCCGAGGGCGUUCCCGUGGAGCUGCUGAUUGUCCAGGACGACGUUUCUGUGGGCAGAACCAAGAACGGCAUGGUGGGCAGACGCGGUUUGGCCGGGACGAGUCUGGUGCACAAGAUUGUCGGAGCCAAGGCGGCCAAGGACUCGAACAGGGCCUCGUUGAGCGAGGUGUACCGGCUGGGCGAGGCCGUGGUGGCGAAUCUGGUCACCAUCGGUGCGUCGCUCGACCACUGCACGAUCCCUGGUGCCAGACACCACGAGUCCGAGUCCGACGACGAGGAGGAGCAGAAACAUCUGCUCAAGGAGGACGAGAUCGAGGUGGGCAUGGGGAUCCACAACGAGUCGGGCAUCAAGCGCGUGUCGCCGAUCCCGACCAUUGACACGCUCGUGGCAGACCUGCUCAAGUACCUGCUCGACAAGAGCGACAAGGAGCGCAACUACGUGGACUUCGACUCGUCGGACGAGGUUGUGCUGAUGGUCAACAACCUGGGCGGCACGUCGAACCUCGAGUUGUACGCUAUCCAGAACACAGUUGUCGAGCAGCUGGCCAGCGACUACAAGAUCAGGCCGGCAAGAGUGUACACCGGCGCAUACACCACGUCGCUGGACGGUCCUGGCUUCUCGAUCACGCUGCUGAACGUGACUAAGGCGGGUGGCAAGGAGAUUCUCGAGUGUCUAGACUACCCGACCAAGGUUCCUGGAUGGAACUCGGCGUACACGACGGCCGAGUGGGCGGCGAAGUCCGAGUCGUUUGUGAUCGACGCUCCGCAGGUGACCGACGCGUCGGCGGCCUCGAAAGUGCGCUUCGCCAGCAGCACGGCCAAGGCUGUGCUGGAGAGUGGGUGCAAGAAGCUGCUGACCAAGGAGCCCAAGAUUACGCUCUACGACACGGUUGCCGGCGACGGCGACUGCGGCGAGACGCUGGCAAACGGCGCACACGCCAUUCUGGACCUCCUGGCUGCAGAUAAGCUCGAGACCACAGACGGUGUCCGGAGUCUGACCCAGAUCACGGACGUCGUCGAGACGGCCAUGGGAGGCACCUCUGGCGGGCUGUACUCGAUCUUCAUCUCUGCGCUGGCCAAGUCGCUCAAGGACAGAGAGCUCCAGCAGGGCGCCUACGACGUGACGCCCGAGAUUCUGGCAGCGUCGCUCAAGGACGCCCUGGACUCGCUGUACAGGUACACACGGGCGCGUGCGGGCGACCGGACGCUGAUCGACGCGCUGGCGCCGUUUGUGGAGCAGUUUGCCGCCUCCAAGGGCGACCUCAACCGGGCCAAUAAGGCGUGCCACGAGGGAGCAGAGUCGACGAGAAAGCUCAAGGCCAAGUUUGGCCGGGCGUCGUACGUCAGCGAGGAGGAGUUCAAGCCGUUCGAGGCCGAGGGCGGGCUGCCGGACCCCGGCGCCAUUGGGCUUGCUGCGCUGGUCGACGGCUUUGCCGAGGCGUACAGCAAAAUAGGCUCCAAUCUGUAG